CGCGUGCUCAUGGAUGAUGCCCUAGUUCUAGUUUUGUAAGGAGCUGUGACCCACAUCUGUGUGUCCAGCAGGUGUUGUCUGGCAGGCAGUCGUGAGUGAUGAUGACUUGCUCCGGUUUGCUGUGGCUGCAGCGCGGUGGAGAUGUCUUCCUGCAUCGCACCGUACUGCUUUCGCCGCCCCUAGCCCACUCCCUCUACGGCCCCUCACUUGCACCCCAUAGCUCGAAGACCCCUAACCGCACCACCACCACCACGGCCACAGUCAUCCCCACCCGUGCCUUGAGCCAUGACGUUUUGCAGUCCCACUCCCUCUCCGUCUGCUGUCUCGCAAUUGACCCUCAUGCAUCCACAAGCACCACCACCAUCACCCGCUUCCUCAGUCGCGGCCCUCGUACCCACCAGACCGCCACCACCACCAUCUUCGUCAUCCCUGGGCGCUCGCUGUCUCGGCACUGCUCUCCAAAUACACCCCAUACCACCGGUGUCCCCACUGUCAUCCCCACCCGAGCCCUCAGCCACAGCUGUCACGCCCCCCACAGCAAAAGCUCCCCCAACACCACCACCAUUAUCGUCAUCCCCGCCCGUUUUCUCAGUCACGGCUCACGUAUCCCCCCCACCACCACCACACCUACCAUUAUCAUCACCCCCACCCGAGCCCUCCCCCAUAAAGGUCCCACCACCUUCCCCUUCGUCAUCCCCACGCGCUCCCUCAGCCAAGGCGGGCGUAUGAGCCCCAGUCUGCGCGAGAGCUACCGCGUGCUCCAGCUGCCGCCAGAAGGGGGCAGCAGUCAGGCGGAGGUGCGCGAGGCCUACCUGAGCAUGGCCAAGCUGUACCACCCGGACUCGGGAGCGCCCACCGCCGACGCCGCCCUCUUCGCCCGCAUCGAGGAGGCCUACCGCGCCGUGCUGGCACACCUCGCACGCCAGAAGUCCGCAUCGCAAUACAGCAGCGGUGGCGGUGCGGAGGAUGACGACGAUGAAGACAAGAGCAAGUUGUCGGCCUUCCAGCAUCGCCAGUACAUGAGCUACGAGGGCGUGGGAUACGGCACGCCCAGCCAGCGCGAGAGGCAGUACCGCCAGUACCGCAUGGACCGCGCCACAGAGCAGGUGCUGGGGUACCGCCAGCGAGAGAUGGAGCGCACCGCAGCCGACGCGGAGGGGGCGAUGGUGGAGCGCGACAUGCGCAACCGCAGCCGCAAGAUCAAGAUCACGCAGGCGGUGGAGCGCCUGGUGGAGGACCUGAUCCAGGAGUCGAUGGCCCGCGGAGACUUCCAGAACCUGAGCGGCAGCGGCAAGCCCCUCAGCAAGUACCAGCAUAACCCCUACGCCGACCCCAUGACCCACAACCUCAACCGCAUCCUCAUCGACAACGGCUACCAGCCCGAGUGGAUCGUCACGCAGAAGGAGAUACGCGACACGCUGGUCAAGCUCCGCGAGGGGCUCCUGGCGGCCAGAGCUCGCCUGGGGGACCCCAUGAGGCCCCACGAGGAGGAGCGAUGGCAAGAGCACUGCGAGGCCUUCAGCCAGGAGCUGGCUAAGCUGAACAAGCGCGUGGACACCUUCAACCUGAUCGUGCCCCUCCUGAAGCAACAGGUGGUGCACUACAGCGUGAGGAGGGAGGUGGAGCGCGCCCUGAGGGAGGACCGGGAGCAGAGGGAGGAGAGGAGGAGGAGGGAGAAGGAGCUCAGGCAGAAGGAGAGGGAGAUGGCCGCCCAGGGGAGGGGGAACAGCAGGCACGGAGGACUGAUAGCAUGGAUGCAGAACCUGCUGAAAUAGGAGGACACACGCACACAUGCACACAUACAUAACUACAUGAACAGAUACACAGGCACAGAGGGAGAACAACAGGCACGGAGAACUGCUAGCCUGGAUGCAGAACCUGCUCAAAUAGGAGGACACGCGUACACAUGCAC
Engraulis encrasicolus (European anchovy) is the source of this 1912-nucleotide messenger RNA. It is a transcript of the gene dnajc28, whose product is annotated as DnaJ (Hsp40) homolog, subfamily C, member 28. NCBI's taxonomy places the organism in Eukaryota, Metazoa, Chordata, Actinopteri, Clupeiformes, Engraulidae. The record is from RefSeq and is a predicted model, not a curated record. The transcript has 6 exons. The coding region runs from base 99 to 1775 and encodes 558 amino acids.